UUUAGGUUACCUAGAAUUCUCACGUGUCGGAAUAGUUUUGUGUAAAUCCUUGGAUUUCGAAUCGUUUUUCACAUUUUUCUGUUAUCUUUCCCGCAUUCCAGCGAAUCAAGUUCUCAUAAAGAUAAGUGAGAUUCAGUUAGUCAGUGCACGUGCCAUAAAAUUUGUGUUUUCCAUGGACCUUUUUUCCCCACAGCCAAUUUUAACUUUUUUUCUACUGAACCUUUUAUAAUUCUUCAUCUGUUUGUUCCCAAGUUUCAAUAAUGAUUGUUAAAGCAGAAAAAGACUCAAUUUCACAUACUUAAGUUUCUGUCGUUCCACACAUGGAAACCCUGUAUCCGUAAGCGUUCUAAUUUCAAUACAAAAAUGCUACAAAUCGACAGUCUGAACUCGAAACUGACGCAGAUACAUCUCCAAAAUACUGGACUCAGUGGCACGGAAAGUGAAAACGAUUCAGUAUGUGAAACAGCUUCCCUCACUACCUUCCCGGAGUCAUACGCUUUAAAAAAUGAAGAGGCUGCCUCUCUAAAACAAAAUUAUAUUCUUCACAUGAGUGUUGCCCGAGAGAACUCAGAGGCUAAAGUGGCAUUAUCGACCUCAAAUCAUUCUUGCAUAGUGUAUCAAGUAGGUGAACAAAUUGCUCAACUAACCAGUUUAAAUGACCACGAUAAGGCAGUUUCAAAUGUUCGCAUAUCUUCGCAGAAUACCAAUUUAGUUUUCUCCGGCUCUCUGGACGGAACCAUCAAACUGUGGGAUCUGAGACGAAGUAGCAAGUGCGUUAAAACGUUCCAAGAUGACACCAGAGGUGACGACAAGUUGAAGCCAAUCACCAGUUUUGACAUUAAUUGUGAUAAUCGCGUUCUCUGUGCCGGUACCGAGUUGGUUGACGGUGAUGCGUUCCUUCUCUUCUGGGAUAUCCGAACAACAAAUUUGCUAGGAGGUUACUGGGAAUCGCACACCGAUGAUGUGACUCAAAUAUGUUUUCAUCCAUCUCAAACCAAUGUUUUGGUCAGUGGGUCUUCCGACGGUCUAAUAAACGUUUUUGAUAUCAAUGAAACCAAUGAAUCAGCUGCACUGCAAAAUUGCUUGAACACUCAAUCAUGUGUAGAGAAACUGUCUUGGAUCAAAAGUAGGGAAGGAGAGGAACUAGACAUUUCGUGCAUUACAUCAACAGUAGACUUGCAACUGUGGUCCUUAGAAGGUGCCUCUCCGUAUCUGGCCAUUGACAGAGACACUAUCGGCAAGGGUAUGUCAAAUUCUAGUGACGACUGCUAUCUCGUAGAUGUGCACCAGUUCAGUUUUACGCAAGAUUUAAUGUUAUUAGGUGGGUGCACUCUAGGAAAUGGAGAUAAUCUACAGUCACUCAAGCUAUCACAUGAUUCAAAAAUCAAACCAAUGGCUAAUUUUGUUGGUAAUAAGCAGAUUGUUCGAUGCAGUUGGCACAACCCCGAUACAGGAGUUCUCUUCACAGCAGGUGAGGCAAGUAUUUUAAGUGUGUGGAAACCAAGUGUGACGGAAGAUUUAAAAUCGACUGUAAAACCAAUGAAAAAGGAACGAAAACGUAAACCUACCCCGUACUGAGUUUUUAAAGGUUAUACGUCUUCCCAUGUGUGUUACAGUUCAAAUACUGUCCAUUUGUUAAAAAUUUUGUCUUGUUUGUAUACAUUUUUAUCACCUCCUAUUAAAAUUUUGUAAUUAUGUAUCAUUGAAGUAUAUUAUAAUGCCAUGUAAAUUGAAAAUUAUUUAACCGAGCAUGUGAUUUUCUAGCUGUAAGAUUUGAAGUAAAUAAAAAACAAUAUUUUUCCUGUU
Messenger RNA from Bemisia tabaci, 1806 nucleotides. RefSeq names its product WD repeat-containing protein 89. The record is from RefSeq and is a predicted model, not a curated record. Lineage: Eukaryota; Metazoa; Arthropoda; Insecta; Hemiptera; Aleyrodidae. Gene Ontology annotation, molecular function: protein binding.